Molecule: messenger RNA, 2071 nt
Organism: Fusarium redolens
Lineage: Eukaryota; Fungi; Ascomycota; Sordariomycetes; Hypocreales; Nectriaceae
Exons: 3
Coding region: 71-1840 (589 amino acids)
Source: RefSeq, a predicted model, not a curated record
GUUGCCUUUUGCAUUUUCUCCAGCUUGGCCCAAUAACUCACCAGUUCUCACCAAGAGAAGCCAAGUACAGAUGCCUUAUCUCGAUCAGUACAGCCACUUAUAUUCGUACGCUGGCGGCAGCACGCGCACAGGCGUCGGGGGCUUAAGAGCAGCUGAACACCUCGGAAGAGCCCUCGCAGAAGUGGACGGUCUUUUUGCUGGCUUCACCCACCUCGAUGAAACAGAACCUGAAUCGAGGCCCAGUCGUUCAAGUCAUCGUCCAGACGAUCUUGCACUUGAGUUGGACUCAUUGUGCAAUACAGCCCCGGCCAACAGUACCCCAAACUCACAGCCUGAUUUCACCGAUCCCAGCAUUCAGGCUCGGGAAAAUGCCUGGGCCUCCAUCCGAACAGUUCGCGAGGGAAUGCAAAUCCUCUGGGAACAUUUCGUUGAUGUUUCUCAAGAUGUCAACAUUCCCGCUAUCAACAACAUCCGUGCCGAAUACCACGAUGCCAAAGGACUUCGUCAAGCUGGAGUCUUUGCUUUCCGCAACACGUUGACGGGACCAGCGCCCAAUGACCUUGUCAAAAUAUUCGCCUUCUGCAGCCUGUCGUAUGUAGUCUCCCGACUUCUUUACUCAAGAGGGCGGCUGGCAGAAGGCGACAUCCUCGCCGGCAUCCGCCUGUGGCUUAAUGCCCUUGAGGAUGAAGAAGAGCGAAAGGCCUUCGAGGUCCUCGCAAGACGACUUUGGCCUGAAGCCCGAAACCAUCUCCACUUCAUGGACUUGAACAUGGGAGAACAGUCGCAGAAACUAGCAGCUUCUCUACGACGAGGCGAAACGCCAUUCUCAGUACCGUCACCUCAGACAUACCCAGUAUUACCACUUGCCAAUCUUGGGCCUCAGACAUCGUCGGUGUACGAACAACCGGCACCGGCUUAUUCCUACGAGUUGGGAAACUCCCAUGACUUGGCCAUUGCACCAGAUCUUGGGACCAUAGAUCAUUCACUCUUGAACAUCCUCGCGACGAACAUUUCGCCAGCCCACGUGCUAAACCUGACGGAUCGGACAUAUGAGGAGUUCAAUUUCUCACUUGCACUCUCUGGAACGCAUGCUCAAGUUCCUGAACCAGAGACAAGUCUCUGGCAGGGGUUUGACCCAGGCCCAGUACAACCCCUCGACCUCGACAUCAAUGUAAUGGGAGGCAUUACGCCUUGGAGCGCGAUGCCGCAGUCCAACGCUGGCAGCCCAAUCGCCAGUAACUCGAGCCACGACUCGCACAAUCAGUCGUUAUCGAGUACACCGACAUCUGAUGAUCUUCUAGCGUCCCUUCAGGGGACUACUGUGUUCACAGCUGUGUUGAAAUACAUACGAGAACACGGAGCCUUCUGGUUCAAACUUGCUGGCUGCGGACUGGUAUCGAAAGACCUCCGGUCAUGUCUUGCCUGGAGUCAAGAGAGAUCAAGAAAGAAGAAACAGAUAGAAGCUUGCUAUAUGCAGCCUUUAUCGUCAGAGAAGUAUACAAAAGAUCUGCCUACUCGCGGAAUAGUCUCCGUUGUGGAAGCAUUCUUCGAUCAAGGUCUGUUGCAAAGCAUCGAGGACAUCAAAAGCUACAUGGAGCGUGUUGCAAAUCUGCUAUUCAGCGACCGAGUCGCCUGCCAGGAAUUUCGUGACUGGGUUCACGGCGUUCAAGAAAGUCCACAGCCUUCGACAUCAACUCCAAAGCCAACUACUAAGUUAAAACGUCUAUCUUGCCCUAAAUGCGAAUACACCAGCGAUCGAACGUUUAACAUGGAGAGACAUCAAGCGAAUAUGCAUAAACGGAAUGAAGAGCAUAACAAGAAGAAGAGCAGGAAAUCUUGAAGAUAUUUUAUGUUAUGACCUUAUGGUUAGAAGCGCGAGAGGAGAAAGAAGCGGUAGAAUUGUCAGUUUCUUGAAAGGUAACCCCGAGAUUGUGCAACAACGACUGCGGAUCGUUGCACAUUGAAGGCCUCAGGUUUCCUAAUGACGAGAUCAAUGAGUCUUGAAGAUUAUUAGUUUUUAGAAUAUUACUUAUUAUAUUACAAUAAAGAGCGUUAUUACGAGUCAAUUUAU